AUGUGACUGUGUCAGUAUUGGGUGUAGCUGGUAAAAGAGCAGCAUUACCUUGCAACAUUUCACCCCCAGCUCCGGAUGAUGAUGUAGCUCUAGUAUUAUGGUAUAAAGACGAUGCCACCAAUCCCCUGUACAGUUUGGAUGCUCGAAGAGGAAAUCUCGCCCAGGCACGACACUCAGCUACUGGGGAUAUAGCUUCUCGAAUCCAUUUGAUCACCACCCCCAGGCCAGCGGUGCUUCAGAUUACUGAUCUUAGUAUUGUCGAUGAAGGAGAAUAUCGUUGCAGAGUAGAUUUUCGAAAAGCGAGAUCUAGAAAUUCUGUUAUUAUUUUAAAUGUUAUAGUUUUACCAAAAAAACCAAUAAUAAAAGACAGCAAAGGGGAAUUGCUAGAAAACCAAAUAGGGCCUUAUAAGGAGCGUGACUCGUUGUUGUUGAUAUGUGAAGUAGAAGGAGGUAAACCCCAACCGAUUGUAACAUGGUGGAGAGAAAAUGUAUUAACUGAUGACACUUACGAAGCUACUUCUAAUACUGUGGUGCGAAAUGAGCUGGAAAUACAUGCUCUUGAACGAAAAGAUUUGAUGACUACAUUUACAUGUCAGGCUACUAACAGUAAUCUUUCUACCCCUGUAAAUAGCACUGUCACUAUUGACAUGCAUUUGGUUCCUCUGGAAGUUAGUAUAGAAGACAAACGUCGUCCAUUGUCAGCAGAUAAGGCUGUGGAUUUAGUAUGUCGAGCUAAAGGAUCCCGACCCCCUGCUGUCAUCUCUUGGUGGAAAGGGAGUGUCAAACUAAAAACAACAAGGGAGAAAGUUUCCUCUCAAGACAAUGUUAGUACCAGUAUACUGACUUUUAUCCCAUCAGUGGAAGAUAGUGGCAAAUUUCUAUCCUGUAGGGCAGAGAAUCAAGCAGUGUCUGGAAGCGCACUCGAAGACGGUUGGAAAUUAGAUGUUCACUUUAUUCCUCAAUUAACGUUACGUCUCGGUAGCAAGCUUCGUCAUUCUCAUAUCCAGGAGGGAAAUGAUGUUUAUUUCGAAUGUAAUAUUCGUGCUAACCCUUGGGUUAACGAAAUCGGUUGGAAAUUUGAAAACCGUGAUCUUCACACAAAUUUAUCAGCAGGGAUAAUAGUUAGUAACCAAUCUCUUGUCCUCCAGAAGGUUCAACGUGCAAAUCGAGGUCGCUACACAUGUACAGCUACUAAUUCAGAAGGAAAAGGCGAAAGUAAUCUGCUGUUUCUAAGGAUACAAUUUUCUCCGGUAUGCAGUGCAAAUCAAAAAUACGUGUAUGGAGCCGCCAGACGUGAAGCUGUCAAGAUUACAUGUGAAGUAGAUGCUGAUCCCAGCGAAGUCACAUUCUCUUGGUCCUUCAAUAAUACGUCGGAAAAUGUAGAUCUCGUAACGUUUACCAGUGAAGGAAGCACGAGUGUGGCAACGUAUACUCCUCGAACAAUUUAUGACUACGGUACUGUUCUCUGUUUGGGAAAGAACAGUGUAGGACUUCAGAGAGAACCGUGCAUCUACACCAUUAUCCCAGCAGGCCCACCGGAUUCUCUUCAGAAUUGCUCUGUUACUAAUCAAACAGAAGAAUCUCUUCUUAUCGAAUGUAUCGCCGGAUAUGAUGGUGGAUUACCUCAAUACUUCUUUAUGGAGUUGUACGAUUCCACGCUACAAAGAAUACGAGCAAACAUGACCACAGAUACCCCUUUUUUUGUUGCACACGGCUUACAACCAGGCACUAACUUUGUGGUUCUAAUGUACGCAGCUAAUGGAAAAGGCAGAAGUCAGGCAGCAGUAUUAAGAACAAAUACUCUAUCUCCACCAGAGAGUCUAACACAAAAAGAUGAUAUUUGGCAAGUAAACAUUAGUCCUAUAAUCAUUGGAGUAAUAGCAGUUAUAGUAUGUCUUGUACUAGUCGCAGUACUCAUUAUUUUAGUGAUGAAAGCGAGGAGAAGAAAUAAUAUUCAUAAAAACCACGGGGAUUAUGGAAGUGACAAAUGUCGGACUCCACUGAGACAAGAUACGGAUGAUAAGAGAGAGCCACAGGCAUCCAUUAGAGAAAGAGAAGAUAAAUGCCCGGAUAUAAUACCCGGAAUUGCUGUUACUGAGCGAUCAUCAGACAUCGAGAAAGAAGUAAUGGGAGAUGUUUUAUGGGAAGCAACAUAUCUUCGAGAGGCAGAAAUAAAUUUGGCAGGACCGGAAUUUAGCACGAACAAACAGGUCAAUCAACGAUUUAUGUCGAUAGAAGUGCCUUCUCCUACGGCUCCAAUGUUGCCACAAAGAAAUGUUAUACAAGUGGCUCCAAUGAGUGAUUAUACACAAUCUCAGCAAGUCAAGAAAGUGCCUCCAAGUGGAACGCCUAUGCGUGGAGAGUGGACAUUACCGCGCUCUAUGCAUCACCCGAAAAACAUUCAAACUGAUGUAUGAUGUAUGAAACACGUCUGAUUUAUUUAUAACAAUCUUGACAUAAGAAAAUUAUAGCAUUCCUCGAUGGAGGAUAAAAUGUGGUGGUAAAGAAACAAACCAUGAUGGAAAAUAUUAACACCUGCAGCCUUACCACGUGUCAUAAUCUGUGAAUUGUGGAAUAUAAGUCAACAAGAUUGAUAAAUCUCCAUCCAACGCUGACGAUUGGUGAAAGAUCAUCUUUGAUAUCGAUCGAGGAUACUGAUGCGAGUGUUUUAACAUUGUUACUAUACAGUAAUUGAUUAUUUAUUAACAGAAGACAGAUCACAUUAUCUGACAUUUUCUGAAAUUGUACAGUAUAAAGCAAGCAAAGGAGAUUAAGACAAAUUCCCAACAUGAAUUUGCGAAUGAGUCGAGGAAUAUUUUAAUGAGUAUAUGUACAGGAAAUUUUUUUUAUCCUACGAAUUUCGUCAACGAUCACUUUUACGUAAUAAUGCAUUCACUAAUAUUUUAUUUUAUAACAUUUUUUUAAUUUUGAAUAGAAAAAACAUUACAAUUGAUCUUAACUGAUUUUAAUAUAUAAUAGUUUAUUAGAUUUUAUAUAAUGUAAAGCUUAUGCAUGAGUUUUAUGUUAUAUUAAAUCUUAAAAUGAUGUUGCAUCAA
Centruroides sculpturatus (bark scorpion) is the source of this 3056-nucleotide messenger RNA. Its product is annotated as protein turtle homolog B-like. The annotation marks the transcript as partial. Lineage: Eukaryota; Metazoa; Arthropoda; Arachnida; Scorpiones; Buthidae. Gene Ontology annotation, molecular function: protein binding. The transcript is spliced from 12 exons. The record is from RefSeq and is a predicted model, not a curated record.